Mytilus trossulus (common blue mussel) is the source of this 840-nucleotide messenger RNA. RefSeq lists its product as uncharacterized. Bases 1 to 840 code for a protein of 279 amino acids. NCBI's taxonomy places the organism in Eukaryota, Metazoa, Mollusca, Bivalvia, Mytilida, Mytilidae. The transcript has a single exon. The record is from RefSeq and is a predicted model, not a curated record.
AUGGAAAAAAGUGCAUCAAAAAUUGUUACAUCUUAUAAAGCAAGUUUCUUCCGUCAGAUACCUAGCACAGUGGCUGGGGAUCAGCUAGUAACUGGAAUACGUGGCAUGGUCAUUUUUGAAGAUGGACGAUUGAUAAUUAUAGACAACAAAAACAGAUGCCUUAAAAUAUUUUCCCCACCAUGGUACGACUUUGUUCUUCGACAUUCGUUCAGUGACGAACCACGAGGAGUAUCUAUUUCUGGAAAAGACGAAGUUGCUAUUACCUUUCCAGAUAAACGAGAAGUUCGUCGAUUUAUUAUCAAUAAAGAAAACAAGAUUUCUUCUCUGAAAACGUUUACAGUGAGAGAAAAGCCAUUUAGUAUCUCUCACAGCAAGGACACUUUUGCCAUUGAAAUGGGAGAGGGAAUCGAUGGAUGUGUAAUUAUAACCGAUAUGGUUGGAACAUUAAUACACUUAAUUUCUGGAAUCAGGAGAAAUUUUGGCCAGUUCAAUGGAAAUACUAUUCGUUUAACUCAUGAACAUAAAACAUCUACUGUCUAUGUAGUCGAUCUGCAAACUGAAUGUAUUCAUUCGUUGAAUUAUGAUGGCAAUGUAAGAUGGACAGUUAAAGUCAAUAGUCCAAGGGGUAUCGAUGUAUGUGAAGAUAUAUUAUUCAUCGCCACUAAAUCUGAUAAUUCGAUAAUUCAAAUGAGAGCAGAUGAUGGCACUUACACCCCUCUUUUGACAAACAAAGAUGAUAUUAAUCAGCCAAGGUUUAUAUGUCAUCAACUGCAGGCAAAGAAACUUGCUGUAGAAGUUGGGGGUAACAUUGUGAAUGUGUACCAAUGCUCGAAAAAAUGA